Molecule: messenger RNA, 1544 nt
Organism: Portunus trituberculatus (swimming crab)
Lineage: Eukaryota; Metazoa; Arthropoda; Malacostraca; Decapoda; Portunidae
Gene: sea
Product: putative tricarboxylate transport protein, mitochondrial
Biological process (GO): mitochondrial citrate transmembrane transport
Source: RefSeq, a predicted model, not a curated record
UCCACAAUCUCCAGGCUCCAGUGUUUUGGUCGACGUGGGCGUGUGAGGUUACACGGUACGAACAUCAUGGAUUCUCCCUCUCCUGCCUUUCGGUCUCCCUUCUUACGACCAUGGAUGAACCAGACGGGUGCGGCGGCAGCAACUGGAGGAGGGAGCAUGGGUCUCAAGGGUAUUGUGGCAGGUGGUAUAACGGGAGGCAUUGAGAUCUGCAUCACCUUUCCAACUGAGUAUGUCAAGACACAGCUACAGCUAGACGAGAAGAGUGGAGCUAAGAAGUACAAUGGCAUUAUUGACUGUGUCAAGAAGACAGUUUGAGGGCACGGGUUCUUUGGCCUUUACCGAGGCUUGUCCGUCCUGUUGUAUGGCUCAAUACCUAAGUCAGCCUGCAGAUUUGGUGCCUUUGAACAACUGAAAAAGUACAAUGUGGAUAAGAGAGGAAACUUGAGCCCAGGGAAGAGGCUUUUAUGUGGUCUUGGUGCAGGAGUGUGUGAGGCAAUAUUUGCAGUCACUCCCAUGGAAACUAUUAAAGUCAAGUUCAUCAAUGACCAACGUUCAGCAAAUCCAAAAUUUAAGGGUUUCUUUCAUGGUGUGAAGUGUAUUUUAAGAGAACAGGGAAUCCGAGGGACCUAUCAGGGUGUGACAGCCACUAUCCUGAAGCAGGGAAGUAAUCAAGCCAUGCGUUUCUAUGUCAUGGAGACGUGCAAAGACAAAUAUAGGGGUGGAGAUCCAACUAAGCCUGUUCCUAAACUAGUUGUUGGCUUAUUUGGUGGCUUUGCUGGUGCUGUAUCGGUGUUUGGCAACACAUCUAUUGAUGUUGUCAAAACUAGGAUGCAGGGAUUGGAGGCACACAAAUACAAGAAUACUUUUGACUGUUUCCAAAAGAUUUGGAAGCAUGAAGGACCACGAGCGUUCUACAAAGGAACAGUACCCAGGCUGAGCCGUGUGUGUCUGGACGUGGCUAUAACCUUUAUGAUAUAUGACAGUUUUAUGGAACUCUUCAACCGUGUGUGGAAGUAGAGGUUGAGGCUCAGGGUUACAUUUGUAUUCAAGGUAAUGACAAGCCAAGAUAUGUAUGUCCAUCCAUGUGACCAUGGUUAAUGCUUUUGCACACAGUCUUAUGUUUUUGAAUAUCCAAGAAAAGUUUGUGAAUAUAAAUUUCACUUGGGAAAAUUAUGACAAUUUUUCCUUAGAUCAUCAGCAACUGAAUAAGCAGAUUUUGUUGUAACACACUGUUAUUUUAUGGUCAAUGUCCGAUUUUGAGCAAAGCACAAUCAACUUUUUGCUGUUUAAAUCACAGAUAUAUCAUACAUAUUAUGAUUGAACAACAUGAGCUUAGCUCAAAUCCUACACUGGCUUCAAAUAACUGAAUAAAUACUGUUUUUCAGGACUUUUCUAAGGGUGAGAUCCCAGUUUUUUGCAGCCUUACUGUAUUAUUAUACAUUUUAAUUUCCAUGGUAGUUUGCAAAGAAGCAGCACUGACACUAUUUGUCACUUUGUUCAUGUGGUGCUAACAGUAAAUGGACUGAGGUUUUAGUUAGAAAAAA